Messenger RNA from Patella vulgata (common limpet), 9028 nucleotides. RefSeq names its product serine-rich adhesin for platelets. The transcript is spliced from 2 exons. NCBI's taxonomy places the organism in Eukaryota, Metazoa, Mollusca, Gastropoda, Patellidae. The coding region runs from base 147 to 5294 and encodes 1715 amino acids. The record is from RefSeq and is a predicted model, not a curated record.
ACGGAAUAGACUCGCGCGAAAUCAUAAAGUCAGAAGCCGAAGAAUCAAAGAAGGAAACCUACAAUUCUCUCGAAAACGGAACCGACACGGGAAUCAAACUAUCGGACUCUUUACUAUCUGAUAUUAGUACGAUCACAAAUUCAUCUAUGGAAUCAGACACCAGUGCUAUAUCACAGGUCGAAGAAUCAAAGAAAGAUACACACAAUUCGCUCGAAAACGGAAUCGUCUCGCGCGAUAACCUAACAUCACAAGCCGAAGAAUCAAUGAAGGAAACAUACAAUUCUCUCGAAAACGGAACCGAAUCCCGCGAAAACAUAACAACGAUCCCUAACGUGAAUGCCCCAGGUCAAGACGUUAUGCAAUUAGAAAGUAAUUCAAAUGUCCUGACUACAAAGGACAGUUAUAACUUUCCUGCCUACGAAUCGUCGACUGUCUCUACAACACAGUCAAUGUACAAUGACAAGUCGUAUGAUUUAUCGCAGUCCAUUGACAGGGAUAUAAGCACACUGAACAAUGAAGGGUUGGGAGAAUCGGGUCUAAGCCCUGCACAAAAUACAUAUUUAGGUCAACGAUUAUUAGGCGGCGGUGUAAUAACUAGUAAUACAAAUAAAGAAGAUAUUAUUGGUGGUGGUAGUUAUAGUAGUGUUUGGGCGUCCAACUUUGAUAUAAACACAUCUGAGAAAAGUUCAGCUGACACUAAUGGAUGGUUUAACGCAGACGACAAGCCGGUUCUUCCCAUUUCUAAAACUAAUGUAAAUGACAACCAAAGACAUUCCCUAAAAAGUGUUUCAGUAAAAGAGGAUUUAAUUGAUGCGAACAUGGAUCUGGGUAAUGAUGAACCGGACGAACAAGAUAAGAAGACCAGAAAGGCGAGCUUUGAUUUGCCCCACGUGACAGUAGCCAGCAUCACUCUCGCGUCGUCUGCUUCGACCGGUGUCGAGUCAACAACACAGGGAGAAGAUCACGAUUCACUUGAUGGAACCGGAGUUACACAAACGGUCGAGUUGGGCGAGGACAGACCAACUUCGCCUAAAGAGCAAUAUGAUAAUUUAAUUUCGGAAUUAAAAACAAAAGCGAGAGUACGUAAUAAUCACGUGACGGAUACAAAUAUCAGUGAAACUAGCUCGGAUACAUCGUCUGCUAAGUUUAGUUUUAACGGAGUUAAGAGAGUGAGCAACAUCUCUGUAACUACAAACAAUAAUAAUGUAGAUGAACCCGACCUGUCAUCGGUGCCUAAGCAAAAUUACGGGAAUUUAUUAUCUGAAUUCAAAAGUGUGUUUAUGAAAAAGAAUUUCACGGAGUCUAAAGAAAGUGUUGAGUCUGUAAAAUCGGAUGAAAUGCCUGUCUUAAGUGGUAGUGAUGAUUUGAUAACGCAGUUUAAUGUCAACUCUUUAGAUUUAUCGUCCGAUUUCGGUUCUUCUCAGCAACCCAUUUCGUCUAAUCUCAGCGACAUCAUGGCGGCAUCGACUAGUUCACGACGGAGUAGUAGUAGAUCAAUGCGUUCUUCAAGUUCCUCAGCAAGUGGUUCCGGGAUCGGGGGAAAAUCUAGCGGAGACAUUAUUAUGGUGGAAGGUAGUAACGGUUCUGUUUACAUGGUCGAAGACAUUUCAGGAACCAAGGAACAGGAAACACAAUCCACAAGAAGUUCUCGUAGUUCGUCCAGGAUGAGCCAGUCCGGAAGCUAUCAGAUUGGAUCAUCCGGAAACGUACGAAUCGAUUCUAAUGUAGAUAACGACACCGCUAAUGAAGUUAUUUCGGCUUUGUACGGUUUAUCCGAGGGAAACAGCUCCCCAAUAAUCAUGGAGUCGAACAAUAAUCAGAAAGCGUUAAGUCUUAGAUCUAGCCAUUCAAGCGGUGGAUCAGGGGUGAUCAGCUUACCGGGAUCGGUGUCACGACAAGAAAGCGAGGAUAAUAAUGUAACCCAGGAUGUCAAGGAGCAUGAAACCGUGACCAUACAUGGAGUAACUAGCGAUAAUGUGGCUUUAAUAGAGCAUCGUGUACAAAAAACCAUCACUAGACGAAAAGAUGUAGAAGAGAGCACACAAUCCACAGCAUCGUCGGUUGAUAAUGAGCUUACGAUCGACACAGGUGCGUCGGAUUACUCGGUUAGUGGAUUUAGCCAACGCAGCAGUGGAUCUUAUAAUCAGCCAGUUUUAGUCACGACGCAAGAAUAUCCUGCAGUUAAUUUGGGUAAUUCUACGAUGAAGACGUACACAACAGCUGUUUUGGUUCCAAAUAAUGAUACGGCUGUUAGUACCUACAACGCCGGGAAUUUGGUUGCGCCGGCAACGUCUACCCUAAAUUUUAGCAAUACGGCUUUUCAUCCCUACCAACCGGUGCCAUUGGUGCCUGAAGUUACCAGCAAUGCCAAUAUGACCACCAUUACGAAUAAUUACGUCGGAACUACGACGGAAUAUACUUUAGGUGAAAGGGGCGCCCUACAAACAACGAAUUACGUUCAAGCUGUGGAACCAACCGAAACAUCCUAUAAAGAUGUCCAGGCCGUACUCAACAAUGUGGACCAAAACGCUGGGCAACACGUAACGAGAAUCGACAAUACCUCUGACAGUACCAAAAAACAUUCCGAAGACAAGGACAACGAGACCAGCUAUUAUUCCAAAAAGACCAUCACGACCACCAUCUUACCAAGUGUUGAUGUCGACAGUGUUUAUGGUUCCAAAUCCUCCAGAACAACCUCCGAAGAAUCCCCGAGGGAUGACGAGGGACCGCUGUACCGAGUUGUUCGGGCAUCAAUGUCCCCAAGGAGGUCUCAAUCACCAAAACGUCGAACAAUCUACCACGAAGUGGACAUACGCCCACCAUCUCCCAGACGACAACUGAUCUACAGCGAUGGCGGCGAACGGCGAUCCCGGGCUAAAGAUAAAUAUAGUUCAGACGUUUACCGAUCUGAUCGUUAUGUGGAUACCCCAGGGGAUGAGUUAUGGCGUGUAAAAGAUUUGUCUACCAGCGAACCCCACAUAGUUCGAUCUAGUUAUAAAGAUGUCCAUCUCAAUAAUAGUCUCGAUUACGACGAACUGGACAGCGGACGAAAGAUAAAGGUUAUGAAAACAUACGCUUCAUCAGACAGAGACGACUUGAGACGAAGAAAGAGUAGCGGCUAUCCCUCGUCGGAUUCAGAUAUCUCGGACAGGAAUGUUACCCGAGUAGAGAUCAAUAAUCAAUAUUUACCGAGGCAGAGGUUCACCGAGAAUAGAUAUAUCCAUGGAUACGAAUCCGAUGACGAAGUGAGAAGACUCUACAGAAUCUCCGGACAUGGACAAAAUGGACAAUAUUCAAGAAGUAGACCGGAGUCGGUGAUGAGCGAUGACCAGGUCUACAGAGUAAAUCGAACAUCCUCAUCCCCGCGGCGACAACGCCAAAAUGUCCUAACAUCGGAUGGGAUUUACAGCCGCUCGCGCUCCACGUCGCCCGAAAACCGCAAUCGUUACAAGGUGGUCUAUACGAAACCUUCGGGACGACUGGGUACAUACAAAGACGAAGAAGAAUCUCAUUUACAGACGUCAAGAUUGGAUUCUGGAUAUUUCGAACCCGAAUAUACAACUCGAAGAACGCGCGUUGUACCUUCUGUACGAUCCACGACACUGUCUCCCACUCGUAAUAGUACAGUUAUAAACCUUCAUAGUAAUACCAAUAGCAAUACAACAAGCCGUGUAACCAGCCCAACAAGAGGUGAGUCACUGUACAGGGUGGUAAACGUACAAUCAGCCGCCGAUGAUAAGAUGAGCAAAUCACGACGAAGACGAUCUCGUAGCUCUUCGGAAAGUAGCUCGGAUGGUGAGACGCGCAGGUAUAAAAUAUCGUCAACAAAACAUGGUUUAACAACAUCGUCGUCGUCAUCGAAAGUGGUGAAGGAGAAUGGAUAUGAUAACCACGCUUCGAAGCUGUACAUCCAGAGAAGUUUUAGUCCAACUCCGAAUGCUGGCGACAAUUCUUUCCGGACAACCAAAUUCAAAAGUAGUUCACAAGAUCCGAUUUAUAGAACUCGAUCACCAAGUCCUCAAAGCCGACAUAAAACAAUAGUGGAUGUUAGACGGGAUUAUUCGGACAAUUUAUCCAAAUCGUUAAGCGACCUUUCUCAAGGAGGGCGCAAUUAUGUAGUGCAUAACACCCGAUCAUCCGAUCAGCCACGCUCAUCACGUAACACGAAAUCAGAACGAUUUACGACUACGGAACGCCAGUACAGGAUGCGUUCUCCGUCUCCGACAAAGGAUCAUCUCAGUUACCGUAGUUUUUCGGAUAAUUUACCCACGCCUAUGAGGUCUUCUUCGGAAUAUUUGACUUCAAAUGGUGGCCCAAGUGAUUUCUUGGAGAUGAAUAACUAUGAAAGUUCCCAGAAGGUUUACAAAGUUAACACACAACCACAAAUUGUGGAAUCUGGCGUACAAAGUGAUCUGAAAGUGGUUCGUGGACAGAUUUUAAUUAAAAACAAAAUCGACACCUCAAAGGAUGAGGAUGAUUUCGACGACAAUGUCAACAUUUUCGAUAAUUAUUUCCACCUCCAAAAGGACAACCCCCUUUAUCAAAGUGAUCCCGAUAUUUAUAAAUCGUUUGAGGAAGAAACUUUGACGAAGUCGAAGAAUAUUGCAGAUGCUGUUAAUCAAGAUAUUACAUUUGAAACGGUUGAGAACAUUGCCAAGACUCAUCAACGUCAAAGUCACGUUUCAACAAUUCCUCAGAAGAAACAGAAUCUGAGUCAACUGUUGUUAUCGAAACUAGAGAAGAUUGAUUCAAAAGAUAUUCGUCAAAAUAUCGAUGUGAAACACACCAACGAAGAAAUAUUUGGAGAUAUUGAAUUCAUAAACGCAGACGGAACCCCUUCCUCUUCCAACGACACAAAAAAUUUCGAUUCCGUUAGUGAGAAUGUGGACCUAACUUUAAGGGACGGAAAGGCCAUAGUGAUAAUUACUGUGAACGCUGAACGAAUCGUCCCGAUUGACUACGAGUUUAAUGUUUGGAGAAAAAGUGCCGCCAUUGUUACUCGUCAAAUAGAGAUAGAUCUUUUCGCAAACGAUCAGCGCAGGCGUCUUUAUCAGCACGUGAUGGAAACGUCUGGACCAAUGGGUGCUAUUGAAGAUGGUUUCUCCUAUAGACGAAAUUCAAGAACUGGUGAACACGAAAAAGUUCUAAAUAGCAUGCAAACUCUGAAACUUUUUACGGAGAUUCUCGAUGUAGCGGAAGGUGAAGGCGACCAUGACGAAAUGAGUGUGGAGACGAAACAACUUCAGGGACAGGGACAACUUCCGGCUUCAGAAGAAAUUGACUUCAUGUACUGAAAUGUGAAAACAUCUAUUUAGCGAAACUGUGGCCUGUUUAUUGAGAGAGAGCAGUUCAUAACCAGUGCUAUAUUAUGAUAUUAUAUAAGAUACAUUUCGCGAAACAAUGAUACACGGUACAUCGUGUCAUAUGAUCGAACACGGAGUCUGAAUUGUAGAACUCCAUGUUUCGCGCGUUUAAAGUGCAUUCUAAUUUAGACAUCUUUUGUAAAUGAGUAACAUAGCCGUUAUUUAUGUAUUUAUGUAACUGAAUUACUCCCCAUUGCACUAAUGAAUAAUAGCCUCGUGUCGUCUCAGGUCGUGUGUACGUGGCCUUAGGGGUCUAAAUGGCCUCGUGUUACCUCGGGUCGUGUUGUGUAUAUAUGGCUUUAGGGGUUAUGUACACACUAUUAAUAAUAAUGCCUGAUCUUACAGGUGGUAAUAAUGGCCGUACGUCAAAUGUGAUCCCGGGGCCUACGAACGGAACUAAUAAGCUUAAAUUAAUUGUAACAUAUACGUGCGUUCCGGUCGGCUUUACUAAACACGCCUGAACGAAAUGGCAGGCUCUUUUAUCAAAAGAACUUUCAGGGAGAAUGAUUUCUAGAGGCUAUGUUAAAGACAAGCACGAUUACACGAGAUAAUGUCAGUGAAUAAUGACCGAAGGAGCAGAAAUAUCACACGGCAUAUUCGUGGUCUAUUUUCGGAUAUUUCUCAAACCCGACGUAGUGACCAGUGAAAGGGGUGGGUGAUGGCCUCAUUUCCUCAAAAUAUUAUGAAACGACACAAUUCGAAGGCAAAGCGAAGGAUGGUAUAUUUUCCAAAAUAGUGCCUUAUUUCGGAAGUUUCAAAACGAAAUAUUAAUUUAGAAUAAUAAUAUUAUUAUAUUAGUAGUAGAGCUACGUUGUAACACAAGGCUUAGGCAGAAGGGAACCUAAUUCGUCUACAUAGGCCUAUUAUGUUAGGCCUGAUAUUAUUAUGGACCAAGUAUAAUAGCUAUGAUAAUAGUAGAACAGCAAUUAAAUGGGUUUUUUUUAUAUGUUUCAGUUCUUAGACAUGCCGACAUUGUAUUUAUUCAAGAAAGAAAAUUAGUUAUUCUAAAUUCUUCCUCUUUGUACAUGAUUGUUGUAUUCUAUAUAAAUUCUACUGCCGUCUUUCAUAGAUUAUGAUAAUAUAUAAAAUAUGUAUGUUUAUAUGGCGUUAACUAUGGAGCUAAAUUAACGACAUAAUUCUAAGUCUUAACCUAGUAAUACGUACGGAAUGGAAUCCACGACACUCUAACGUAGAAGCUAAUAAUGCGUUUGGAGCGGAAUCCACAACACUCUAGCGCUUAACCUAGUAAUGCUUAUUCAAGACACUGCAUCUCUUAACCGUGUAGUGCGUAUGGAGUGGAAUCUACGACACUCCUAGCGCUUAACCUACAUGUGCGUGUGGAGUGGAACUGAAAAAUUCUUACCCAUAACCUAUUAAUGUGCCAAUGUGCUUAGUUCAAAUGUCUUCAAUGCUUGUAACUUCUUUCUUACAGACGGUAAAAUGAAUAUGUAGAAUUAUGUCUUCCAUUCCACUCCAUAGAUCACAAUACGUGUAUAUAUAAACUGUAUUGCAUGUCAUAAAGGGAUCACAAACCAGAUAACAGAUAAAAAGAAUUAAAUUAGAAAUACAUACUUUGUAUUAAAAUGUAAUUAUGUAAAAUACCAGGACGGGGUGGUUUUUAUAAAAUAAACUUAUCUAAAAAGAAGGACUCUAAAUAAAUCCCAUUUGAAUUCAUUUAAUUAGAUAAACUUAUCUGAAUAUGUUGUCCCUUUAAACGUGCAAAAUGGAUAUUUAAAUUUUAUCCCUUUAAAGUAUAUUGUAUUAGAAUAGUUUGAUACAUGGUGUUGAAAUAAAUAGUGUCUAAUUAGAUAGUUUUAUAAAUAAUUACACAUUGUUUAAUUAGAUAAUCUGCUACAACCAUAUUACCACGCGUGACUUACAACCGAUAAGUAUAAGCUAUUAUAUUAUAGGCCUAUAUACGUACCAUGCUUAUGAAUGCUUAUGAUGUCUUAUAUAUUGUUAAUUAUGAAUUGUAUAUAAGAUCUAUGUGUAUAUAAUGCCUGUUAAUAGAUUAUAUUAUGAUAUUAUCUUGUUUUAUUCCUUGUUUUCAAAUCAUGUUAUAUAUAUAGCUAAUAUAAAGUUUCAUUUAUUUUAUACAUAAUAUAUAUUUACUUGUAAAAGUAUAAAAUGUGAACGUACAUGUUUAUUUAGCUCGGUUAUUUAAUAGUUCUUUUAUAUCUAAACAUCGAAAAACAGUUGAAAAAAAAAUGACAAUAUUGCGGGCCAGUAAAACGGACAUGUUUAAAUCUAUGCAGAUUUACCCAGAAAGCAGAAUGAAUCUGAAAGGUAAUUUACGGUCAAAGGGGAGACAAUCCGGCGUUUAUUUUCAGACUGGCGUUUUCAAUGGACACCUUUAUUUUCCAUUAAUUAAGUAAUAAUAGUAGUAUGCAAUUUUGUUUUUUAUUGUACGAUUAUACAAAGAAACAAACAAUAUUUAUUCAAUGAUGCAUAUAACGACAACAUUAAUUUCGUUUCGUAAAAAAAAAAGAAAUAAAAAAAUGGCAAGGUAUAAACUUUAUAUAAACAUAAUAUAAAUAUUUAUAUAGAAGGUUUAUUCUGUAGAAUUUGAAAUAACAAAAAUUCAAAUGUUAUUGAUGAAUUGUUUAUAUUUUUUAUUACAAAAUAUUUUUAAAGAUUAUACAGUAAUAAAACAGGCUAAUAUAAUGUAUGGCAAGUUAUAUUCUGAUAUUUUAUUUGUUAUACAAGAUGUAUAUUAUUAAAUUUCUUCCCCAUUUUUCUUACCUCUUAAAACAAGUAUGCUAAUACUAUAUGGACCAGGAACCGAACAUACCGUCAACGCUACCAUCUUGGAAUUGUGACGUCAUAUAAAAAAUCGAAGUCCGCCAAUCGAUCCCGAUUGUCCAAGCAUCAUGUCGAUCGUAUAUGACCUGGCGGAGUCUUCGGCUUUUUUGUUUAUCGAAGAGGUUCUCUCCCAAAAAAGAACAACAAGGCGAGUAGCGUUUGGACGAGUUCCAUGGCCAAAAGCAAAUUCUCUGCAUUCUUGCCGUACCAUUCUUAAUAUACCUCUUUCACAAUAUAGUAUACAUGUAUAAUAUAUGUAUACAUGUAUUCACCUGUUUAAUGCUGACUACAGAACCCGAAUUAUUCACAACCAUCAUUGUCUACAAGGCACUUAUGAAAAGGUAGAAGCAUGUAUGUACAGGGAAACAUCUAUGUUUAGUAUAUAGGUAAAACAAGAAACGUGACUCGGCGGUGUUUUAACACGGCUAGAAUCAUCUUGUCUUCUCAGAUUGCACAGCGAAGAGCCAGAUUAAGAUACUGUAGGGCCAUGGGCUACAAGUACUGUGAGGUCCUCGCGAAAUGUUUUACCCACUCUCCGUUACUUUUUACGUAGUAUAUUAAUUGAAUUUCAUUUUAAAUGGAUAAUUCAGAAUACUUUUAUUCAGCAUUUACAAAUGAAAUAAUUGUUGACUUAUUCUUUGGAGGCACCCGGCUAACGAAAGCCCAUAGACUGAAGCCCUAAUAGCCAUGCCUUAAUCCGACCCUGAGAAUACGUUGAAUAUAUUCCUGUAAUAGAAGAAACUUGUAUGAAUAUAAGGAUAGUUCUUAUUAAUUGUUAAAUCAUAUGUUAAACUGUUUAUAUUUUUUUAUUAUUAGCAAUAUGAUUAUAAAUGCAUGGUUGAAAUAAACGUAUUUCUCUAUCA